GCCGGAAACCCAGUCAGAACCGUGAGGGAGCUACAGUAUAUACGGAGAGCUGAACAAACCACUUACAACAUAUUCACACUGACGCACUGACUGAAAGCUGUCAGAAUGUCCCAAUGGCAUCAACUUCAUCAACUGGAUACACAGCUCCUGGAAAAAGUAGACCAGUUGUAUGAUGAUACAUUUCCCAUGGAGGUCCGACAGUUCCUAGCACAUUGGCUGGAGAAUCAGGAUUGGGAUCUUGCCUCGAAUAAUGAUUCACUGGCUACCCUUCUGUUCCAUAAUUUAUUAAAACAAAUAGAUGACCAGUAUAGUCGCUUCUUCCUUGAAAAAAAUUUUCUGCUUCAGCACAAUCUGAAAAGAAUUAAACAAAACCUUCAGGUGCAGUAUCUCGGCAACCCUUUGCAUAUGGCAUCAGUUAUUGCAAAUUGCCUCAAGGAGGAGCGGAGGAUUCUAACAACUGUGAACACGCCUGAACAGGGGCUUGAGGAAAAGUUACUACAGAGCUCCAUGAUUUCAGAAAGGCAAAGAGGUCUGGAACACAGAAUGACUGCUAUUAAGGCCAAUACACAGUUGGUAGAACAAGAUGUCAAAAACCUUGAGGACCUGCAGGAUGAAUUUGAUUUUAGAUACAAGACACUACAAACACAAGAACAUAGUGAUAGGAACAGUGUUCAUGUGAAGGAGGAAGUUUUUCGGUUGCAAGGAAUGCUCAAUCAACUGGAUCAUAAACGAAAGGAGGUACUCCAUAAAAUCACAGAAUUGUUAAACCAAAUGGAUUUUCUAAUGAAUAGACAACUGUUUGAAGAGCUAACAGAAUGGAAACAACGACAGCAAAUUGCUUGCAUUGGAGGUCCACACAAUACCUGCCUUGAUCAACUACAGAAUUGGUUUACGUUGUUCGCAGAAAGCUUGUUUCAGGUCCGAAGACAGCUAAAAAAGCUCGAGGAACUGCUGCAGAAGGUGACUUAUGAAGGAGAUCCAAUGCCUCUGCAGAGACCUCAUUUGGAAGAAAGAGUGAACAUUUUGAUUUACAGUUUCAUCAAAAGUUCCUUCUUAGUAGAAAGACAGCCUUGUAUGCCAACCCAUCCACAAAGACCGAUGGUCCUAAAAACAGGAGUGCAGUUCACUGUGAAAUUAAGGUUUUUGGUAAAAUUACCUGAGUUGAACUAUCAGCUAAAGGUGAAAGCUACAAUUGACAAAGAGAGCUCAACAGCAAGAGGAUAUCGCAAAUUUAAUAUAUUAGGCACUAAUAGCAAAGUAAUGAACAUGGAAGAGUCAGUCAACGGAAGUCUUUCUGUGGAAUUCAGGCACCUGCAACUCAAAGAACAGAAAUCCUCUGCAGGAACUAAAGGAAAUGAGGGUCCUCUGAUUGUGACAGAGGAGCUUCAUUCAAUCAAUUUUGAGACACAAUUUUGUCAUCAAGAUUUGGUCAUAGAUUUAGAGACCAGUUCUUUGCCUGUAGUGGUCAUCUCCAAUGUCAGUCAACUGCCUAGUGGCUGGGCUUCUGUUAUAUGGUACAACAUGUUAAUGAACGACCUCAAGAAUUUGGCUUUGUUCACCAAUCCUCCUACUGCCACUUGGAGUCAGCUGUCAGAGGUGCUGAGUUGGCAGUUCUCUUCUUAUGUGGGACGAGGUCUGAGUUCUGACCAGCUCAACAUGUUGGCAGAGAAGCUACUGGGACAACAGCUAAGUUACAAUGAUUGUCACGUUUCUUGGAACAAGUUCUGUAAGGAGAAUCUUCCCAACAGGUUCAGUUUCUGGUUGUGGUUAGAUGGAAUCCUGGAACUCAUCAAGAAGCACCUACUGGCUUUAUGGAUAGAUGGGUACAUCGUGGGAUUUGUGAGUAAGGAAAAUGAACGUGCUUUGUUGAAGGAUAAACCAUCUGGCACAUUUUUAUUGCGGUUCAGUGAGAGCAGCAGAGAUGGUGCCAUUACAUUUACCUGGGUCGAUCGAUCGGAGAAUGGGGAAAUGAAAUUUCAUUCAGUGGAACCUUACUCCAAGAGCCAGUUAUUAGCGGUUCCUUUGCCUGACAUCAUCCGUGAUUACAAAGUAAUGGUGGCUGAGAAUAUUCCAGAGAACCCACUACAAUUUCUAUAUCCCGAUAUUCCAAAGGACAAAGCUUUUGGAAAGCAUUACAACAAUAAGCCAAAAGAAGUAUCUGAACCCACAGAGACAGAGAAGAAAGGCUAUAUUUCCUCAAGGUUUAUACCAUUCUCUGAAUUUCCAAAUGCUUCAACGGCUCCAGUUUCAUCAUCAGACCUACUUCCUAUGUCACCAGGAGUAUAUGCUGAACUGAAACAGCAGCUGAGUCCAGCAGAAAUAGAGACUGCUGUAUGCUUUGAAGCAAUGAUUUGAUAAUGGUUGACUUCCAUAGUUCUUCUCACAAUAACUCAGACAAUAAGCACCCCCUAAAUCUAAUUGAUAGUUAGAUGUCUAAUAAUAUUUCAUUUUAAAAGGGUGCAACAAGCUCUUUUAGAACAAUGCAGUUGUAAUGUGGAAAACUAUGCAAACAGAUAUAUGCAUGAGCUUAUAAAUGACAUUAAUAUGAUACUCCAUCUCUAAGUAAUUGUUGUAUUACAGAUUUGAGUUUCAGACAUUGUAUCGUGCAAGGAAGAGUUGUCAAACCAAAGUUACACUGCUCACCACAGUUCACUGUAGGUGCCCAGACCUCAACAAGAAAGGGAUUAUGUAUCAGAGAUAAUGGGAACUGCAGAUGCUGGAGAAUCCAAGAUAAC
Molecule: messenger RNA, 2735 nt
Organism: Stegostoma tigrinum
Lineage: Eukaryota; Metazoa; Chordata; Chondrichthyes; Orectolobiformes; Stegostomatidae
Gene: stat4
Product: signal transducer and activator of transcription 4
Exons: 23
Coding region: 106-2355 (749 amino acids)
Biological process (GO): defense response; cell surface receptor signaling pathway via JAK-STAT; regulation of cell population proliferation
Molecular function (GO): DNA-binding transcription factor activity, RNA polymerase II-specific; RNA polymerase II cis-regulatory region sequence-specific DNA binding
Source: RefSeq, a predicted model, not a curated record